Molecule: messenger RNA, 2421 nt
Organism: Trichoderma breve
Lineage: Eukaryota; Fungi; Ascomycota; Sordariomycetes; Hypocreales; Hypocreaceae
Product: fungal specific transcription factor domain-containing protein
Exons: 8
Coding region: 1-2421 (806 amino acids)
Biological process (GO): positive regulation of transcription from RNA polymerase II promoter by galactose; DNA-templated transcription
Cellular component (GO): nucleus
Molecular function (GO): DNA-binding transcription factor activity, RNA polymerase II-specific; RNA polymerase II cis-regulatory region sequence-specific DNA binding; zinc ion binding
Source: RefSeq, a predicted model, not a curated record
AUGUCGCCACGGUCUACUGCCGGGUCUCCCGAGCCUGGAGGCACUCGUAAACGGCGCCGAACUCCGUUAGCUUGCGAUGAAUGCCGCGAUAGGAAGCGCAAGUGUGACGGCGUGAAGCCUGUAUGCGGCGCAUGCCGUCGACGAAGCAUCACGACUUGCGUCUGGAACGAGGAGAGGGUCAGCAAGAUGUGGACCAAUAGUUAUGUUGAGGGUCUCAGGGCUCGAAUACGGGAGCUUGAGUCGUCACAGAAUCUUCCAUCAAGCCAAUCUGCUCAUAGCGUUCUGUUUCCAGGGUUAUCGCCGCCGGAACCCGCCAAUGCCAGUCCGGAUAUGGAGAUGCCUCAACCAAUGGCGCAGCCAACGAGCCCACCAGCUGAUCAGACUACAAAGAACCUGCCACCUUACUACACCGACGUGCAGGUCGAAUAUAGACCUGCCGUAAAUAACAACCUUCCUGAUUCGCCCAAGGACUUGUCGCACUCAUUGCGCAGCAAGCCCUCUCCAGCCUAUCAAGACCCAGAUCCAGAUCUUGACGCCAGCUCGGAUAGCGAUGACACUGAUGUGAACGCAAUGGGCGUCAUAGCUCCCUUGAAUAGCAUCGGUGGUAGGCGAAACAGGAGACCUUCUGAGUACUUUGGUCCCUCCAGUACUGCGAGUCUGGUAGACAGGGCAAGGAAUGCCAUGGGCCAACAGUGCCGUAAACACUGGUCUGUGUUGAAUAAUAGGCCAUGCUCCCAAUGCCAACAUGAGCUGGUCUCUGCCUUGAGCCCGUCGUGUGCUUCAUCCGGGCGUUCUCACUCACUCAAGACGGACAGUGCGGUAUUUGGCAUGACAGUUCCUCCACGCGAGGAAGCCGACGAUCUCGUGGAAAACUACUGGCGUUGGACACACUCACUCUAUCCAUCUAUCCAUAGGCCGUCGUUCGAAGAACGCUACCAGGCCCAACCCUUCGCGCCGGCGGGCCUUGUGUUUGCUUUAGGUGCCCUCUUCAGCCCCAGGAUGGGCCACAAGGACCGAGAGCAGUUGAGCCGCGGAUUCUUUGAGCGUGCUAAGAAGCUCAUGGAUCUAGACAUGCUCGCUGCAGGCAGUUUGGCUCUCGUGCAAACGUUGUUGCUCAUGAGUCAGUACCUACAGAGCACAGAGAUGUCGAGCACUUGCUGGAACAUCGUCGGGCUUGCGGUGCGCGUCGCCCAGAAUAUUGGGCUGCACCACGACCCCAAAACCUGCAACCAGGGUUGCUGCCCAUCACAGGCCCUUGACCAAGCGGAGACAGAGAUGCGAAGACGGGCAUGGGCGGGCUGUGUGUUGUUGGAUCGAGUCCUCUGCUUGACGUACGGGCGGCCCUUGAUUGUCCACGCGGCCAUGUCGCAGAGCCAUCUCGUCCUUCCAGUAGCCGUGGAUGAUGAAUAUUUGACGCGACUUCCGGACGCUCCAGGAUCACAGCCGGAUGAGACACCGAGCCUAACAGAAUGUUAUGUACAGACUGUUCAACUGCAAGAUAUCCUCGGCGAGAUCCUGACCACGCUGUACCACUCGGAUCCUAACCCAAGCCCGGGCUCCUCACUCAGCACUGGAGUAAAAAGUGUUGACUUCCACAAGCUCUUCGCCGUUGAUAGUCUGCUUACAGCAUGGCAUAAAAGACUACCACCACAUCUUCAAGCUAGUCGGUAUAAGAACAGCGGAGAGCCCCCUACUCUCAACCUAUCAGAUAGAAAGGUAGUGUACCGUAGACAGGCGAUAGUCCUGGAGGUUAGAUAUUUGCACGUUCAUUUAAUGAUGCUCCGACCGGUUUUAUCGGGCCUUUGUGACCCAGCAUCGCAAUCAAGUGAAUUGGGCACAGGUUCCAUGCAAGAUGAGAUGGUGCUCAAGGCAGCCAACCUAUGCGUGUCUGGAGCACGAGAAUUAUUACAGCUGAUUGAGGAUAAUAUCUAUUUCAAGACGGACGUCCUUUCUCCUCCGUGGUACACGGUCUUCUAUAUACAUAGCUGCGCCAUGGUUUUUCUCAUCAGUCUGCUAUGCUCUCCGAAGCACAUCCACUGCAUGGACGAGGCCUCACUUCUCGAAGGACUGACUCGAUGUUUCGCAGCUCUCAAACAUUACCAGAGUCGAAGCCGUGCGGCGGGACGCUGCCGCAAGUUUCUCAUCUCGGUGCAGCAAGAAGUCUUCCACUACCGGAGUCAGAACGGAGUAAUGAACGAUUUAGGUGUCCUAGAAACCCCCGGCACUGCAGUCAUGCUGGGAGGUGAAAAUAGCCAUGUACGACCAGACCCUUCCAUUUGGAACAAAGAUCUACUCUCUCGGUCGGACAUUAUGCAGGAAGAUGUGCGCUUUGAUGAGCAGAUUUGGAUGUAUAAUACUCCUGAUAUUGCCUGGCUUACACAAGGAUUAUAUUACGAGGAGCACCCUGAGAACAGUUUAUAA